AAUAACUACCUGCAAACUCAAAUAAAUAGAAAUUUAUGCGCAGAAACCGCCAGCGUUUCCAGUCGACCCAGCAAAGGCCCGUCCAUGAUUCAUGACACUGUCGCAUCCUUUUUUCCAUUUGGUUAACCACCGCCCAGGGGCGUUUCAGAGUACGUCGCCGGCUGUUGCAUCCCAUAUGUAUCUGGCGCAGGGCGCAUUUCUUUUUCUCUCAUUCUCGCUGUAGUUCUUAACCCCCCCCUGUCUUCCCCAGAACCAACUUCUUGUUGCCCUGCGCCCUCAAGAUUUUCACCUGAUCUUGUUAUCUGCUCCAGCUGCCCCUCAAUCGCCGAGCAAUAUUUCAACAUCAGCGCAUCAUCACAUUGUGUCCUGAGGAUUCUCUUUUUGCCAUAGUCAUUAUAUACAACUGAUAUCUGGCUUUUCGGAGUCCCUAUUUCAGAAGCCAUUUCCCUCUACUUGUUCAAAUCCAUCCUCUAGCCAGCCCUGCGGCUAUAACGUGAUACCCAGACAGUUUCUACACACAACAGCUCUACCCCAGCGUGGGUUUCCAUUUACCCGUGAAACGUGAAAUCCCUGUGUGAAAAAGAAGGAGAAGAAGAAGAAGAAGAAGCGAUUAGCCAGAUAUUCCUUAUCUUCUGACAGAACUGAGAUCUCAGAUAUACUCAGCACAAAUUCUUCUCAUCCUUUCUCAACUCCUAGAAUAUGCCCGGGAAGAGCCAUAAGAGGGACGGUUCGAAGAAAUCAUCAUCCUCUAGGAAUGCUGCCGUGGAUUCGACGCCUGCUGCCCCUGUUAAAUCUUCCAGUUAUUCCAAUGAGAACUCUGCCCCUAUUGCACGGCCCCGACAACGUUCCAAAACUUUUAUUAUCAAAUCACUGGCCGACAUUGCUUCAAAGGAACCUCCAACUCUGAAAGGAAGCUCGACUGAAAGGCCAAGUGAAGCGCAGCCUAGACAGCCGUCGCCAAACGUAUUUGAGUUUUUGGAUAAGGACGACUCAGAAGACAACAGUACCCGCUGGCCGCAGGCCACUCUGCUGCGACAGCCCUCUGCCACCUCCUCAGCGUCCCACGGCUCUAGACGAAAGUCUAGUGCGUCCUAUAGCUUCAACUCAGAUUCGGGGGUGUCAUUCAGAGAGCACAGCCCUGAUCGAGCUUCAUCAAUCUCCUCUGCAGAAUAUCAACCUGCAACACCACCUGAUAUCUCCCUGAAUACACUCAACUGGAAAUUUGCAGAUGAAUCCCAAACUCGCCGCCGCCUCAAUAUGGCUGGAGCGUACAUGACCGAUUCGGAGACAGUCCUGGAUAGCCCUACUUCCCCUAUUCCCGGAUGUUUGGAUUUCUCUACUCCUGAAUCAUAUUACACCCACGCGAAGCAUACAUUUCCUCAAUGCCCUCCAAACUCCUCUAUCCACCCUUCGUACCCGUAUCGUCAACCGAAUCUCGACAUGCGCAAAUUCAACAUGAGCACCAGCAAAAGGCAGCAGCGCACUUCCGUGGAGUCAGGUCCAAAGCGAAGCGAAUCGUCCGAUGACGAGCAUCCGUUACUCUAUCGCAAGUUUAAGUCGCUAAAUCAUCGCUUACUCCGUCAUCUCCAGGAAGAGAUCGCACAGAUGGAAGAGGAUCUUACCAUCCUUGACGAAGUUGAAGAAGUACGACGAGUCACAGCCAAUGUUAGAAAUGCCGGAAGACAGAAGCUGCUGGCGACAAAGUAUCAGGACCUUCAGUCUGAAGAAUUAUCUGUUCUUCAGCAGAGAAAGUCUGAGCUGGUGGAAAAGCUUGUGCCAAAAACCGAGCAAUAUAAUCGUGCUCUUUGCUCAUAUCGCGAGGUUUCCCGCAAAUUGCCCGCUGCCACCGACGAAGAAGUCGAAGCCUACCGUACCUGGAUCCACGAACAUUCCUCCACUACCAAAUCCGAUCUAAGAUUCCUUGCAAAUGACAAUGACCUUAUAUUGCUGGGGGAACGCCCAUCCACCCCCCGUACUCCCAAUCCUAUAUACUCCACGAUUGCUACUGUUUCAGCAGCCAUCCUAUUCCCGCUGCUGGCCUUCGGCGUUAUAUCUGAGUUCUUUGGACGCAUUGCCGUGGUCUCUAUUGUUGGCGGGGCUACUGCUCUGUUCGCUUCGAAUGGACCACCUGGCAAUGAAUAUUUGAUCGACCCAACUGAUGGAUGGAGAUGUGCUGCACUAUAUUUUGGCUUUAUGUCUGCCGCUGCCAUCAUUAUUUAACGACAGCUUACUUGUAACGAAUUACGAGUCUCUAUAUCGUAUUUAUGCUAUGCUCUGUGAUUCCUGUGAUUCCUGUGAUUCCUGCCUCUGGAUUUCUUCUCUAUUGUCUUCUUUCCCCCUCAUCUUGAUGGCGUAUUCGUCUUCCAUUUCUAGCAUCUCAGUCCUUCUCUUCAUGCAUUUUUUCCCUUCAUUGCAGUACAUAGCCAGCGACGCAUCUCAGCAUCAUCAGCGUUACAUGUUCUAUUCAUAUUUUCCAUAUCAAACGGCCACCACAUUACCAUAUAGGACUUUUUAAGUAUCUGUUGCCCACCAGCGAAAUACACAUGUAUAUAACCCGCCGGACUGGUCAGGACCGGUGGAAAAGUUGACACUACAUGUGUCUUUUCUUUUCCUUUCUUUCGUUUUAUUUAUUUAUUUGUUAUUUUUUCUAUGCGGAGUUAUAUUCGGGAAAAAGUGGGUGAGAAAGCGGGGUUGGAACAGAAGAAGGGGCAUCUGGGCAAUUUUCCUAGGGAUUAUGUUAUCGGUUGACUUAUUUUUCCUCUGCUAACUCUCCCUUGCAUUCAUUCUUCGAUCUUUCAAGUAACUAACCCUGAGCGGUAGAAUGGAAGUCUUUUUGGAAUCAUUUCUAUUUUCUUCAAAUACCCUCAUCGUGUUUCGGUUGGUGUAUGUCAUUGGUAGUAAAUAUCCCUUGAAAAUUCAAAUUGACAAACUUGAUUUCUGCUUCUAGAGAUACUAUGGCUGAGAUGCGCGUCCAAGUCUGUAGAUAAGCCGGCCACAAUUGCUAUGUACCCCCGAUAGCUUGCUGUUCUCAUCUGAACUCCAACUAAUAGGGGAUAGAAGAGGGGUAAAAAACAUAAUAGACGAGAUCAUGACUCCAUGCGAUAACGUAUAAUUAGUCUACAACUAUUAAAAGAAAAAAAAAAAAGGUCAAACCAAACGAACCCUAUAGUAUAAUAUAUAGCCUGCCCCAUCUGGCCCAUUUCCCAUCGCGCUCUCUUCAAAAAAUGAAAACUUACUUUUGAAUCAGAAUCACUGUGAAAAG
Messenger RNA from Blastomyces gilchristii SLH14081, 3262 nucleotides. RefSeq lists its product as uncharacterized. Lineage: Eukaryota; Fungi; Ascomycota; Eurotiomycetes; Onygenales; Ajellomycetaceae. The transcript has 3 exons. Bases 700 to 2220 code for a protein of 506 amino acids. The record is from RefSeq and is a predicted model, not a curated record.